Molecule: messenger RNA, 348 nt
Organism: Macrosiphum euphorbiae (potato aphid)
Lineage: Eukaryota; Metazoa; Arthropoda; Insecta; Hemiptera; Aphididae
Source: the annotation of a GenBank genome assembly
AUGUGUUUUGAGUGGACGUGGUGUUCGACAGACAUAGAAAAGUACCAAUCGAAAAUGUUGAAAGAUCUUCUAUUUCUCGGAGCAAUUACCAGCGCUGGACCUGCUGCAAUUUUAGCGUCAUUGGUGGGUCUUAAACUAGUACUUGUCAUCGGGAUGAUUUUUACCUUCUGUGGAUCCGUCAUAAUUGUGUAUUCAAUGGGUGUAUUGGCAGUACUAUACAUGGGACGAAUCCUACAAGGUUUUGGCGCUGGAGUCGUGUGUGUUAUCGUACCCAACUUUUCUGCGGAAAUUGCAGAGCCAAAAUUCAGAAGUAAAUAUUUUAAUGAAUCAAAUACAUUUAUUUCAUAA